GAUUUGCUCAAGGAUGUAUAUGGGAUAUCUACCAGCAAGAUGGUGCUUGGUGUCCCGUGGUACGGCUACGAUUGUCCGUGCGUGGAGCUUUUGCCGGACGACAUAUGUCUUGUCAACAGAACUUUGACCUUCCCGAAACCUGGAGUUGGUUCUGGGUCAGUCACACAGAUUCAAUACAAAGACAUCAUGAAGCUGCUUCCGAAAUCCUCAACUGGCCGCUUGUUCAGCGAGCUUUUCCAGUCGCCCUACUUUAAUUACAAGGAUGCCUCGGGGCAAACCCACCAGCUUUGGUACGACGACCCGGCCAGCCUCGCCUUGCGCUACGACUACGCCCGCGCGGAAGACCUACGCGGUGUUGGUAUGUGGGAGGCGGACAGUCUGGACUACAGCAACGAUCCGCUGGCCAUGAAUCAAACUAAAGCUAUGUGGGACGCCAUCGACAAAUUCUAAAGUCCAUCUCGUCAUGGAUCUUUCAGUCAGCUUACAUUAAUUCAGCAUAAUAAUCCCGUGGGAAGAGGGAACAAAAUGUCCCCACUUUUCGGGCGUUAUGCUCACACGACCCGCCCACCACCAAUUACAUAUCGUAUAACUAUAUCAGUACAUACUAAAAUAGAAAUUGGCGUUAAAUGCUGCUACUGUCACGUAUGUGUAUACCAUAGACAUCUAAUGUCUAUAGUACACCUGUUAGAACAAGGCCUCCGUGGUCAGAUGGCAUCAACCCCAGCCCCAACAACCGUUGCUGAUGUACCCCCCUUGUGGCAAAGCUUGGUGAAAGCGGCCCUGAGGGCCGUCAUCUUCCUCCUGCCUUCGUAGGUGAUCUCGCAUUGGUCAGGGUCGAUCUCCCCGAGCAGGAUAUCCAGGUCGACAAAGCUUUUGUCGAACUCUUGCUCCAGGAUGUCGAGCCAGUGAAUUCUAUUACGGCCAUUUUUUUUGCUGACAUGAAUGCAUAUUACAACACUCAGUUGUCAAUCUCUUUCCACUGUAAUUUUAUAAAAAUCACCGGCCUUACUGGGCCUUACCUCUUCCUUUAGAAUAUUGUCCGAAGUAAUCAAGGGUAGAAGCUUUUUAAUAUCCAAAAGAAUGACAAACAUUUUAAUGUUUUAUUGAACAAUUGAAAACUUUAAACUUGUUUUGUAAAUCAAAAAUUCAGAAGGUGUUUAUAAUUUGUUUUAAUUAAGAAAUGAAGUUAUUAAAUUUCUUGCUCUGUGAUUAUACCUGUGAUGCACCGGUUGCACAUGACAGACAUUUUGAGAAUGUUUGGU
Molecule: messenger RNA, 1262 nt
Organism: Patiria miniata (bat star)
Lineage: Eukaryota; Metazoa; Echinodermata; Asteroidea; Valvatida; Asterinidae
Product: di-N-acetylchitobiase-like
Exons: 3
Coding region: 40-450 (136 amino acids)
Biological process (GO): chitin catabolic process; carbohydrate metabolic process
Cellular component (GO): extracellular region
Molecular function (GO): chitinase activity
Source: RefSeq, a predicted model, not a curated record